AUGUCGUGCAAGUGUUUUCUCUUCGUUUUAAUCAUCACACAGGUCAAAGUGGCUCAUCCAUCGAAAGAUCAAAAUGCUUCAAUCGAUGGUUGUGUGAGCUUCAACUGGAUUGGGGAUUUUUUUGCGAGACAUAAGCAGUCUGAGUGGAACAACACAGUGAAUGAGAUCAUAGAAGACUGCCUUUCAAAUUAUUCAAAAGUCAAUGAAACCACUGGUUGUAACGGUCCAAUUGUAAAUGUAACAUUUCCACUCUUUUCUUGCUCUUCAAAUGCUACACUCUUAGAAAGGGAGUUCUCUUCUGUAUUGGUCAUCAAAGAAGAAUCGUUUACCACCGGCCGACAAAUCGUUCACGCAUUUGCACAAAUAUGGAAACUUCUUGUUCUUUGCAUAAUAGCUGCCAUGCUGUCAGGAAUUGUCAUUUGGUUUUUGGAUCACAGAGCAAAUUCAGGUCAUUUUCCAGACUCGUUUUGGAGAGGUGUUCAAGACGGAUUGUGGUGGGCAGUGGUUACCAUGACAACAGUCGGCUAUGGUGACAAAGCUCCUAAAUCAUCGCUGGCUCGGAUGUAUGCUUCAUUGUGGAUGAUCAUCGGAAUGCUGUUGAUGUCAACCAUUACAGCCCAAAUCUCCUCGUCCAUCACUGCUGAUGGACUUCGUCCCCUUAAUGAUGUGUUUGGAUCUAAGGUUGGUAUUCCCUUGGGAAGUAGAAAACUCUUUGAGAAAUACAACCAUGGAACCAACAUCACAGAAUAUCCCACAGAACGCGAACUCCUAAACGGCCUGAUGGAUGGUAGCGUGGAUAAAAUAUGGCUGUUCGACUGUGGUACCAAGGAAAUGAAAAAACAAUUUUCUCGUUUGACGAUAGUCGACGAAUCGAUAGAAUAUUUGAGCGUCAGGGUGGGUUUUGCGGCAAAAAAGGGAUACGAAGAUAUUGGAAAUUGUUUACAAGGGCGAGCUGAGGCAUGGACGUACGGAGAAAGGGCAACAGGACAGAUGGAUGAUUACGGCUAUGACUAUGAAGAAGAGGAUUGGCAGUUUUCCUGUUUUGAAAAGUACAGCCAUGGAAAAUACCGAUAUGAUAUGAAGCAAAGGUCAUCCAAGGACGGAGUGGAACCCUUCAACUACAUUUUACUGGCCUUUGCUGGUAUUCUUGUCACCUUCCUGUUGAUUGGUUCCCUGAGGAAUACUUGCAUAAAGAAGAGAACUACACCAGAUGACGUUGAUAUCGAAAAAGGAGCGUUUAACCCCAAACUGAGGGCGAAUGUUACUAGCGCAGUGCACAUGAAGGAACUCUCAGCACCAUGGAGUAACUAUUACUUACAGAUGUACGCUUCUGAAAAUAUAACGCAUUAG
Pocillopora verrucosa is the source of this 1350-nucleotide messenger RNA. RefSeq lists its product as uncharacterized. Gene Ontology annotation, biological process: potassium ion transmembrane transport. Gene Ontology annotation, cellular component: voltage-gated potassium channel complex; membrane. Gene Ontology annotation, molecular function: ligand-gated monoatomic ion channel activity; delayed rectifier potassium channel activity. Lineage: Eukaryota; Metazoa; Cnidaria; Anthozoa; Scleractinia; Pocilloporidae. The record is from RefSeq and is a predicted model, not a curated record.